CCAAUCAGCGCGGCUUCUCCUUCCUUCGUUCCUUAGUCUUCAAAUUCAUUACUUCUCUUCUGCCUUCUUCUUUACCUUCUGCUUCUGGUUUUCCUGCGAAUUUAACUCAUCUACUUCGAAGCUUUAUCAGUGAAAUUCAUGGCUAAUCAUUAUCGUCGUCAUCAUGAAGCAUUUGACGAGGAGUGUGAUUACCUGUUCAAAGCCGUUCUGAUUGGGGAUUCAGGAGUCGGGAAAUCGAAUCUUCUUUCGAGGUUCGCGAACGAUGAAUUCCGUUUGGAUUCGAAGCCAACCAUCGGAGUCGAAUUUGCUUACAGAAACAUCAAAGUCGCCGAUAAACUCAUCAAAGCUCAGAUAUGGGACACCGCCGGCCAAGAAAGGUUUAGAGCAAUCACGAGUUCAUACUACAGAGGAGCCUUGGGAGCAUUACUAGUGUACGACAUUACCAAAAAGGAAACCUACGAGAGCGUGAGAAAAUGGCUUAGGGAGCUCCGGGAGUUUGGGAACGACGACAUGGUCAUCAUCCUGGUUGGCAACAAAUCCGAUCUGAUGGAAUCAAGACAAGUGGAUGAAGAAGAAGGCAGGAAGCUGGCAGAAGCAGAAGGCCUGUGUUUCAUGGAAACCUCAGCAUUGCAGAAUGUCAACGUUGAAGAAGCCUUCUUGCAUAUGAUCAACAAGAUUCAUGAUAUCACCAACCACAAGAUGACCUUGGAAGCUGCUAACGACAUUAAUAAUGUUGCCAGAUACAAUAUUCCUUCUGGGAAGGAGAUCAAUUUGGCUCUUGACGAAGUUACUGCUACCAAACAGCCCACUAAUUGCUGUUCUAGAUGAUUCAUUAUGAAUCCCUUUAAUUUGAUUUUUCGAUUUCAUUUGCCACUAUAUAUAUAUAUAUAGCCUUGUGUAAAGAUCUUUAAGCUUUUGAUGACAUCGAGUUUUUUUAGUUGAAAA
This is a messenger RNA of Prosopis cineraria, 945 nucleotides long. Its product is annotated as ras-related protein RABA6b-like. Gene Ontology annotation, cellular component: endosome. Lineage: Eukaryota; Viridiplantae; Streptophyta; Magnoliopsida; Fabales; Fabaceae. The transcript has 2 exons. Gene Ontology annotation, molecular function: GTPase activity; GTP binding. The coding region runs from base 139 to 828 and encodes 229 amino acids. The record is from RefSeq and is a predicted model, not a curated record.